AUGAAGCUCUCUUCAGUUCUCCUUGGCGCACUACUGGCCGUUGAGGCCUCGUGUGCAGCCACACCUCGGGCAGAUGACUACAGCCAGCUACAAGAUCUCGCGAAGCAAGCUGAGGACAUCGCGAAAGCUCAGUUGCAAGCUGCAUCGUCUAAGCGGGCACCAGCGCCCCCUGGUAAAUGCACAUUGCAGAACCUCCAAAUCCGGCGAGAAUGGAGCACACUAUCCAAGGAGGACAGGAAGGCGUACACAGAUGCUUGCAACUGCCUAGCCAAGAAACCGGCGAAGACGCCCGCUGGUGUUUCUUCAGGCGCUAAGUCGAGAUGGGAUGACUUCACUGCUACCCACAUCGCGCAAACUCCCACAAUUCACUUCACCGGCAGCUUUCUGACAUGGCAUCGAUGGUUCACCUGGAAUAUGGAGCAGGCUCUUCGCAAUGAAUGCGGCUACAAGGGUCCGAUGCCCUACUGGGACUGGGCUCAGACAGCGAAUACCGGACUUACCAAGCAUCCAUUGUUCGAUGGCUCAGCGUAUUCUAUGAGCGGUGAUGGUGCCAAGGUCCAACAGACCGGCGACAUUGUUCUCUCGCAGCCCUCACUACCAGAUAUUCACCUGCCAACCGCAAACGGCGGUGGCUGUGUCACGUCAGGCCCUUUUAAGGACUGGAAGGUCAACUUGGGCCCUCAACAGCUGUCCGUGCCGGGUGGCGCGAUCGUCGGGCCCCCAUCUGGAAACCCUCUCGAUUACAACCCACGUUGUCUGAAGCGUGAUCUAACCGACUGGGUCAACAGACGGUACGCCAACGCCAGCUCUGUCAUUGAUACCAUCAGGCGCAAUUCUAUUUACGAGUUCCAAGGUCGCAUGCAAGGAAAUCUCCCUUUGGCGGAGACGGGCGGUCAACCAGACAUCGGCAUCCACGGUGGUCCUCACUACGCUUUGGGAGGUGACCCAGGUCGUGAUGUCGGUGUUUCAUCGUCAGACCCUGCGUUCUUCCUGCACCAUGGCAUGAUUGAUCGAGCAUACUGGAUCUGGCAGAUGCUCGACUACUACCCAAGAACCUACGGCGACAACGCCAUCAACGGCACCGGAACGUUCUUGAAUAUGCCGCCUUCGGCACCCCAGACCCUCGACACCGUUCUCUCACAGCAGUACGUCACUGAUCAAUCCUUCAAGAUCAGGGACCUUGUCUCAACGACAGCUGGUCCUUUCUGCUACAUCUAUCUGUAG
This is a messenger RNA of Cyphellophora attinorum, 1224 nucleotides long. RefSeq lists its product as uncharacterized. Gene Ontology annotation, molecular function: oxidoreductase activity. Lineage: Eukaryota; Fungi; Ascomycota; Eurotiomycetes; Chaetothyriales; Cyphellophoraceae. Bases 1 to 1224 code for a protein of 407 amino acids. The record is from RefSeq and is a predicted model, not a curated record. The transcript is spliced from 3 exons.